AGCUGCAGCUGCAAACUGGCCAUAUAUACUUUCUUCCUCACUGGAAUGGAACGGCGGCGACGGCGACUGCUGCGGUGUAAAGUACAGCUGGAGCCCGCAUCGUGCUACCGGAGACACGCCGACGUCGCGUCCGAUCGAUGAUGGGAGGGUGGGGACGCACGACCUGUGAAUGAACAGCAGCCAGGUUACUACUACACUAGUGGUAGCCGUGUCCGCCUGUCCUGUGGAUGAGCGGUAGAUCUUUGUUGCUCUUUACUGGAUUGCAACAUGCCAACAUGGACAUGCCAAAUGCUUCAGUCCUUCUGGGCCACACGACUACCGGAGACAUGCCAAAUGUUUCAGUCCUUCAGUCCUCAAUUCCAAAUCAUCGCACUGCUACAUCGCACUCCCCAAGUUGUUGUGGUCAAGCCGGCCUCCUCCUCAAUUCCAAAUCAACGCAAGCUGCUCCAAGGAAUUUUUGAAGAGAAGAGACAUCGCCUAAUUCUCCAAAGACAAGGCAGAGGCAGCAAAGUAGUGCGCAGCAUUUGAAUCUACAUUUGAUCUAGUGCUACCACAACCUCUUAUUUGAAUAGAAGGCUAAAGGUGAAAGAACCCGCACAGACUCUUGUGUGACGGAAAUAUGGCAAGCGGAAGAAGAAGGGAUAAGGAUGCCUCCCUUAACGAGUAUGAGGAACAACGACUCGCAACCAUCGCAGAAAACAAAAGGCGAUUGGAAGCUCUUAAUAUCCCUACUUUGAGCAAUAUGAAUCAACAUGGUAGAACUACAAAAAGAACUAAGAGGAUUCAUAACACUAGUGAUGUAGCAACUGAAGGUCACAAUCUGCGUGCAAGGCCACAAAAGAAUUGUGUUGAAAAUGGAAAUGAACAAAUUAAUGAAGACCUUGGUUGUGAAUCAAUGGGAGAUUUCUUAUGUGAUAACGAAGAUUCACGCAACAACGCAGAAAAGAAGAGGAAAGGAAGGGGUAUCACUAGAUUAGAUGAAAUAUUUGCAAGGAAGCCCAGCAUGCCUAAAAUCAAAGUAGAACUCAAUAAAUAUGGUCAGCCUAUUGGGGAUAAUUGUAGAAGGUUUUCUAGUGCUCUUGGCUGCCAUGUGAGAAGGAAAUUAUCAGUUGGUUGUUCUGACUGGAGACUUGUGGAUCCUCAAAAGAAGUAUGAGGUGUGGGAAGAUAUGAAGAAAAUUUAUGAUAUCGAUGAUGCUGCCUUCAGUUGGUUUAUGGAUAGCGCCGGAAGGAAAUGGAAGGAUUUUAAGUCAACAUUAAAGCAUCAAUUUUUUGAUGAAAACAUAUCAGAUGCAGACCUAAAGGAAAGACAUAAAGGCAGAGUUAAUGAUGAUGAUUGGAAGUUUCUCACAGAAUAUUGGAGGUCAUCUGAAUCUGAAACUCGCUCAGAAAUAGCAAAAGAUUGUCGUUCAAAGGUGGGAAAUCAUCACACUUCAGGCAGCAAGAGCUUUGCUUGUUCUGCGCAUGAACUAGCUAAUAAACUAAGGCGUUCUCCAAGAAGAGAUGAGGUCUAUAUCAAGACACAUACAAGAAAAAAUGGAGUUCCAUCAAGACAUGCAGAACCAAUUAUUAAUAAAUUGAAAGCCAUAGUUGAAGCCCAUCCAGAGUUGAAGCAAAGAACAAUUCAAGAGGGCGAUGCAUUUGCUGCUGCUUGUGGAGAAAAGGAGCCAAGAGGACGUGUUCGUGCUUUGGGUUUAGGACCAACUCCCCAAGAUGUUGGUACACCAGGGUUGAAGUGUUACACACCCACAAGACUGCAGAUGGAAGGUUUGGCCCGUAAAAAGGCUGAAUGUGAGAAAGUAGCUCUUCAACAACGCAUAACUGAAUUGGAGGAGCAAAUGCAAGAGGAAAGGAUGGCAAGGGAAUUGCAAGAUGUGGAACUCAUUUCACAUAAUGGUUCAAAUUCACGACAGAAUGGGAGCCGAAGGUAUGAAGAGCAUGAUGUGGAAGCGCAUCAUGACGCUCAAUUUGUAGAAGAUGAAGAUUGUGCAGAAAAUCACAUCAAUCAUCACUGUGAUGAUGGUGAGCAACACCAUCAAAACGAUCCUGUUGGUGCAGCCCCGACAGUGCAACACCAUCAAAGCAGUCCUGUUGGUGCAGCCCCAACAGUGCAAUGCCAUCAAAACAAUCAUGUUAGGGCAGCCCCAACAAUUCAACGCCAUCAAAAUAGUCCUAUAGGUGCAGUCCCACCAAAGCAGCCUCGACGGUGCAUCACUACGAGUUUAGCCCACCCAGUCCCACCAAGGAAUGAGGCCCCCUCUCGCAUUCAACAUGAUGAACUUGUUGGAAAGGAUGUAAUAUUAUAUGCCAUUAUUGGACCUGAGCAACCUGUGGCUAAGGGAACAAUUAUUUCAACUAAUCCUAACACUUUGCUGGGAGGUGUGCCUCUUGGGAAAGAAUAUUGUGAAGUUAUUGUGAACAUUGUAUUGAAAAGGGAUGCCAUUUUGCCUUGCCCUUAUGGUUAUGUAGAGACGAUGGCUGAUGCUCAUCAAAUGUCAGUUGCUUGGCUUUAUAAGAGGAUGAAGAUUAGCAAGGCAUCAGGAUCACCCCAAGGUAUUGGAGGUGGAUGGCACUAGAGGCAAGCUGCAGUUGGACAAACAAGAGACUGACAUAGCAUUUUGUAGACAAUGAGUCCUGAUUUGUAGCUAAACAUGUCAUGGCAUGCCAUGUUAUAUGUAGGAUUUUUUGUUUGAGACUCAGAGAUGAAUCAUUUUGUAGAUUGAGUCCUGAUUUUGGUUAGCUAAACAUGUAACAGCUGCUAUCAUGAAUCCUAUUUUGUUGUAGCUAAACUUAUAAUGGCUGCUAUCAUGAA
Molecule: messenger RNA, 2811 nt
Organism: Zea mays
Lineage: Eukaryota; Viridiplantae; Streptophyta; Magnoliopsida; Poales; Poaceae
Exons: 13
Coding region: 620-2575 (651 amino acids)
Source: RefSeq, a predicted model, not a curated record